AAACAGUCACACGGAGUUCUCCCCUCAUCAUCUCCCCCCUUUCUCUCUCUCCUCCACCUUCCUUCAGGCGUCAGGCGUGGCCUCUCCCUUUUUCCAUUCUCUCUCUCUCUCUCUCUCUCUCUCUCUCUACAACUCUCUAUCACUCUCUCACAGUUACACAUCCCAAUUCCAAACAAACAUCAAUAAUACUGUGUCUCCCCCCUUUGUUCCCUUUCUCCAUUCCCACGCUCUCUUUUACCAUCAUAUACCCAACACCAACAGCAGAGCUACAGAGCACCUACCCUCCUCCCUGCUUAAUUAUUCCCCAUUCCAAUUGUCUCUACUCUCUUCAUUUUUUGUUCCACAUGACUACACUGUUUGCCAAAAUCAUUGCUGUUCUUGUUGUUUCCUCCCUCCCUCUAGAGCCCUCUUUUUGCAGCUUUUGACACUCUCCAAACAGACAACAAAGAACAGAGCAACAGGGUAUUAGUAUUAUUCCCUCUAGCUCCUCGAUCUUCGCUCACUGUCAGGUUCGUUUGUUGUUUUGUAGUAUAAAAAGCAUGGAUAGAUCGAUGAGGGAAGAUCGAUAUUCUAAUCGGCGGCAGAGAGAGAAUCCGUCUUUCUCGUCGACGCUUCUCGACGCGAUCUACCGCUCCAUCGACGAGGGAGAAGACGAGCUGGUUCUUUACAGAGAGACAAUGAGGAAGACACGCAGUAAUGGGGCCGCCGCCGUGCACGGCGGCGGCGUGGAAAACGACGAAGAGAUGGCGAAUCUCCGGCGCGCUUGCCUGAUCGAAAAGUGGAUGGAGAAGAAGGUGAGCGAGAAGGUCGUCGUCCGCCGGAAAUCCACGGCGGAUCUAGAGAGGAAGUCGCGCGGUGGUCACUCCCAGUUUCCGAACUCGAGCUCGACGUCUGUGUUUCUGAACUCGAGCUCGAGUUCGUCGGACUCCAGCUCCGGGGGAGGGUUUUCUUCCUCCGAAGCAGAGUCGACUGUGUUUGCUAACCACAAGCCGAAGCCGAUUCGGACCAGCGUUUGGGCUGAGCCGAAGAAACUCAUCAACCUUAACGGAAUGGAUCAUGACAUCCACAUGUUUGAUACAUUCCCUGACGUAAAUGAACAAAAGCCGAAACAGCAAAACGGCUUCGUGAAGACGAAGUCGAAGGCGAUGAAGAUCUACGGCGACCUUAAGAAGGUGAAGCAGCCGAUCUCCCCCGGCGGCCGCCUCGCCAGUUUCCUCAACUCUCUCUUCACCGCAGGGAAUCCGAAGAAAGCGAAGAUUUCAUCGUCUACGGGAGGAUACACCGAGAAGAAUUCCGAUCAAAGCAGUAGGUACUCAAAGUCGACGGCGUAUACGUCCACGUGCUCAUCGGCUUCUUCGUUUUCACGUUCGUGCCUGAGCAAAACGCCGUCGUCACGUGGAAAAUCAAGCAAUGGCGUUAAGAGAUCGGUCAGGUUCGGUCCGGUUAGCGUUGUCGUCGGCGAAGAUUUACAGCCGUGUGGACAGAAGUCGUUGUAUAAAGAUGAUCUCAAAUCGGAGAAGAAUCGGAAUUUAAUCAGAGAUUCAAUCGACGGAGAGCUUAAGUUGCUUAUCAUGGAGAAAAAUCGGCGAGUUGAGGAAGUAGCCAGAGAUUUGCUCAAGAAUUAUCAGAAGAAGGUUGAAAGUGAGUUCAAUACGAGGAAUGUAGAGGAAUUUGGGAUCUACGACGAGGAUGAGGACGACGACGAUGGUGCGAGUUGUGCUAGCUCUGAUCUCUUCGAACUCGACAAUCUAUCGGCCAUUGGCAUCGAGCGGUACCGAGAAGAGUUGCCCGUAUACGAGACGACUCAUUUCGAUACCAAUCGAGCCAUUGCUAAGGGCUUGAUUUGUUGAUUUCCUAAGAUAAAAAAAAAUAAAAAAAAAUGAGAUCAUUUUGUUUUUAUUAUGUUUUAGUUAAUUGGUUUGGGGUCUACAUCAAUCAAGAGAAAUAAAAAUUCUCUUUUUAUUUCA
This is a messenger RNA of Rhododendron vialii, 1967 nucleotides long. Its product is annotated as protein BIG GRAIN 1-like A. The record is from RefSeq and is a predicted model, not a curated record. Gene Ontology annotation, biological process: auxin-activated signaling pathway. The transcript has a single exon. Bases 540 to 1850 code for a protein of 436 amino acids. Lineage: Eukaryota; Viridiplantae; Streptophyta; Magnoliopsida; Ericales; Ericaceae.